CUCCAACUCUAUCUCUUCCCCGCCAUACGCAGCAUUAUCUCCAGCCCGCCCGCCCGCCCAUCCUCACGAUGCCUCCCAACUCCUCUGCCGCCGCCAAAAAGAAAGCCUCCAGCAAGCCCGCCGACGAAAAGGAAGAGGACGAGAUCCUCGACUCGUGGGAGACGGCGUCGCUGUCCUCAUCCGGCGACGAGGGCGAAGCCGAGCCCAGCUCCAGCGCGACCAACCCGCCUGCUUCCAGCACCACCACCACUACUCCCACACCCACAUCGCCGCUCGGGCACCGGCGGGGGUCGUCCGCGACGCUCGGUAGUCCUCCCCCGGCGCCCACUUCGUGGGCGCGCCCCAUCGACGAGGAAAAGGCGCCCGGCGAGCGCCCGGCGAAAACGGACGCGGUAGCGCGACGGAUGAUUUCGGCGGCGCUGGGGGUGCGCACGCGGAGUACGAAGGAGCAGAGGGAGUUUGAUGCGGCGCUGAGGGAGAAGGAGAAGAAGAGGCGCGAUGAGGAGAGGACGAGGAAGAGAGAUGAGGAGAGGAGGCAGGAGGAGGCGAAGAGGAGUGUUUGGGAGGAUUAGGAUUAAGCAGGCGCGCGCCGGAAUUGUAUUGGCUGUCCGCGGCAGGCGGGUUUUUGGUUAGCGAUAUCGUGUGGUUUAUGAUAUAUAUAUCGACAAUGGGGGGGAUGGGCGUUGGAUUAUGGAUAUGUGUGCAUUUGGGGGCGGGGUUCGUUCGGUCGGUCGUGUGCGGUUUGGGUUAGCGGAGUAUAUAAUGGAUGUCAUGGCUUGGAUAUGGGCAGUGCCUAUGCGCUUUGCGGAUCUGAUAGUCCGUGGUUCGGAAUAUUGCACUCAGCGGAUCGAUCUUGAAAUG
Messenger RNA from Tricharina praecox, 861 nucleotides. RefSeq lists its product as uncharacterized. The coding region runs from base 69 to 572 and encodes 167 amino acids. The transcript has a single exon. The record is from RefSeq and is a predicted model, not a curated record. NCBI's taxonomy places the organism in Eukaryota, Fungi, Ascomycota, Pezizomycetes, Pezizales, Pyronemataceae.